Molecule: messenger RNA, 10359 nt
Organism: Eublepharis macularius
Lineage: Eukaryota; Metazoa; Chordata; Lepidosauria; Squamata; Eublepharidae
Gene: ARHGAP23
Product: Rho GTPase activating protein 23
Exons: 24
Coding region: 1-5313 (1770 amino acids)
Biological process (GO): signal transduction
Molecular function (GO): protein binding
Source: RefSeq, a predicted model, not a curated record
AUGGUAGAAGAGGGCACAACCCGGGGAGAUCGUGCUCCCCAUACUGGUGGGCCACGGGGACCCCCUCACCUUCCAGCCCCACCGCAUCAUGGCAUUUCUGUGGUGGGCAAAGCAGUUUGGAGCGUGGCACGAGCAGGGAAAGGCUGGCGCUUUGAGCGGGCUGUCGGUGUGGACUGCAGCUUGCCUGAACCCCGUUGCAUUUGGUUGACCAGUUUGCAGAACGACAAUGCUGAAUGGUGGGAGAGGCAGUGGCGCUGUGCCGGUGCGGCUAUGGCUCGCCAAAAAUGCCGUGGCCGGCCCAGAAUGGACAGGAAUCUCAUGCCGAAGCUGGGCCGAAGAGAUGGUCCGGCGACGAAUGCCAACACUCCCCCUGUGGAGUCCUUCCCUUGGGUGGGGCCAAAGACGGUGGUGCUGCGCAAGAACUUGCAGGGGGGUUAUGGCUUCACCCUCCGGCAUUUCAUCGUAUACCCCCCAGAGUCAGCGGUUCAUUCCAACGUGAAGGAAGAAGAGAAUGGCAACAGAACUGGCCCCCCACGAUGCCGUCUGGAACCAAUGGACACCAUCUUUGUGAAAAGUGUGAAGGAAGAUGGGCCAGCUCACCGGGCUGGCCUCCGGACAGGGGACCGUCUUGUGAAAGUGAACGGUGAAAGCAUCAUUGGGAAAACUUACUCCCAGGUCAUUGGCCUCAUACAAAACUGUGAAGAUGCUUUGGAACUUUCUAUCAUGCCCAAAGAUGAGGAUAUUCUGCAGCUGGCGUAUUCUCAAGAUGCCUAUUUAAAGGGCAACGAGCCAUACUCUGGAGGGGCUCAGAGUAUCCCUGAGCCGCCACCUAUCUGCUACCCUCGCAAAACCUACCCGUUCCAGUCAAGGACUACACCCCGGGAUGUAUCAGCAGCUGAGACGUACCAAGGACAGCAGGCAGACAACAGACAGCCCUAUCAUUCGGGGUCCUCAGGACCAUCUUCUCCCUUGAACAGUACGGCAGCCCACAGAACGGCCCCUGCUACAUGGGCCACAACUGCACAGAACUUCAGUAGCAACCAUUCCAGUCCUGCCCACCGCACAGAGGAGAUCCAAUAUGGAAUGACUCAGAAAGAGCCUGUUACCAGACCUCUCCCAGCUUCUGGCUCCUUCUCACGCUACUCCAACAGUAGUUGUCCCAGUUCUAUAACUUCCCCCUUGCCUGAGAGGUACUACGUUCCUCCCGCUCCCUCUAUGCCCAAUCACGCCUGCUAUGGGGUCCCCAAACGCCUCCCGGACCACCGGCCUCAUGGUGGGUUGAAAGACACUUCCCAUGAGGUCCGGUCCUCCCGGGACUGCGUGGGGACUGGACUCAAAUCCGUCAGCCGUCUAGAAUGCCAACAGGCCUUGUCCAACUGGAUCUCGAACCAAGUGCCACGGCGAAGCUCCUCAGAGGAGCGCCACUGCGCCAUGCCUCCUCGCUAUCGGAGUGUAUCACAAGACCGACUGGGGGAUGCUCCAGCCUCCCAUGGUUGGCCUCAUAGUGCUUCCCAAGACACCUUAAUCCAGCCACCCACCCAUGAUAGCUGGAGUUAUCGAGCUAGGUCGGAUAACUAUCUGAUGAAAUAUGGGCAAUCCUUGGAAACUCUGGAGCAGAGUGCCUUGGUUUCUCCCAGGUAUGACAGGUGUAUGUGGCCACCAGACAGGUUUUACCGGCAUGGACAAAUCAACAGAGCUCAGCCUAGCCACCCAAGUUCCUAUGCUCCUUCUGCCUCUUCCAAGGAUCUGACUCCUGCACAUGUUCAAAAACAUCCUUCCCAACCCAACCUCCAAAGCAUUGAGGACUCUGGGUAUAUUGGUUAUAGGAGCUACAGCCCCUCCUUUCAGCGCCGGACUGGCUUGCUCCAUGCCCUUUCUUUCCGGGAUGCUACUUUUGGUGACCUUCCCACUUUUAAUAUUUCUCAGAGGCAAGGGAACCACUCGACUCCACCUUAUAUCGAGAGGCCCUUACCCACUGCCGUAAUCUCAAGUGCCCCAGCUCCUUGCCUGGACUCUCAGAUGGGCAGUAGUCCAGAGAUCCCUGUGGACCAAAGACCAGCCAAACAGGAGAACGAUGUGAGGCCUUUUGAAAGGGCUUCUCCACCUCAGGCUGCAGAACGGUUGCAGCCUCAGCCUGAGGCUGAAGAGAGGAGGGAUGAGGUGGUUCUCCGGCAAAAGCCCCCUACUGGACGCAAAGUGCCCCCUCCUGCCAGGCAGAUGAAUUUUGUCUUCCCGGAUGAUAUGAAGGAAACAGACAUUUGCGAUCCACCUCCACCGGUGCCGGUCACUGGUAAAGAGAACAAGCGGGGGGUGGCCCCGUUAGCUACACCAGAAGAUUCGCUAGCUUCCAUCCCUUUCAUUGAUGAGCCAACGAGCCCCAGCAUUGACCUGACGGCGAAACAUAUCCCCGCCUCCUCAGUUGUCUCCAGUGCCAUGAAUUCUGCCCCCGUGCUCUCAACCAGCCCCUCUUCACCCACUUUUACAUUCGCAGUCAAUCGCCAUUACUCCCAAGAUUGCAGCAACAUCAAAGCCAGUCGCCGGUCUUCCUACCUCUUAGCCAUAACCACAGAGCGCUCCAAAUCAUGUGAUGAUGGUCUGAAUACAUUUCGGGAUGAAGGGAAGCUGCUGAGGAGGUUGCCUAGCCGUGUACCAAGUCUCCGCAUGUUAAGAAGCUUCUUCACAGAUGGGUCUCUGGAUAGCCUUGGUACCUCCGAAGACACCCGGUCAAAGCGACAUUCAACCUCCGACUUGUCCGAUGUCACUUUCAGCGAUGUGAGGAAAGAGGGCUGGCUCCACUACAAACAGAUCCUCACCAAGAAAGGCAAAAAAGUUGGCAGUGGCAUCCGGCAGUGGAAGCGGGUCUUCGCUGUGCUGCGCUCGCACUCACUCUACUUGUGCAAAGACCGGCGGGAGGCUGUGGCUAGUGCCCUGCCCCCAGGUGAGGAGGAGCAGCCACCCCUCAGCGUCCGAGCGUGCCUGGUGGACAUCUCCUACAGCGACACCAAGAGGAAGCACGUCUUCCGGCUGACGACCGCUGACUUCUGUGAAUGUCUCUUUCAGGCCGAAGACCGGGAUGACAUGCUGGCCUGGAUUAAAGCCAUCAGGGAGAGCAGCAAAGCCGAGGGCGAGGACCCUGGGUUUGCAAGCCAAGCACUUAUCAAUAAGAAGCUGAACGAUUACAGGAAAGUUAGUUCUGUUGGGACCAAACCAGACUCCUCCCCGAAAGGCCCUCGUGGGCAAGGGGCGAAGCUGGAAUCACAGAAACAAACAGGAACAGGCCCUCCCCGUUCCUCACGCCAGGAUGCUAUAACACCGAGAGAUGACAGUGUUCCUCAGAAAUCCCCUUGGGGAAUCAAUAUAAUGAAGAAAAACAAGAAACCUGCUCCACGGGCUUUUGGAGUGAGGCUAGAAGACUGCCAGCCAGCUCCUGAUAACAAGAAAGUCCCCCUGAUCGUAGAAGCCUGUUGCAAAGUGGUGGAAGAUAAAGGUCUGGAAUACAUGGGCAUCUAUCGGGUCCCUGGGAACAAUGCCGUGGUGUCCAGCCUGCAGGAACAGCUUAACAAAGGCUUUGCAGAAAUCAACCUGCAGGACGAGAGGUGGCAAGAUUUGAAUGUCAUCAGCAGCCUGUUGAAAUCCUUCUUCCGGAAACUCCCAGAACCACUAUUUACAGACAGUAAAUACAACGACUUCAUUGAAGCCAACCGAAUUGAGGAUGCCAGCGAAAGGAUGAAGACCUUGCGCAAACUGAUCCGGGACUUACCAGACUAUUAUUAUGAGACGCUCAAGUUUUUGGUGGGACAUCUAAAGACAAUUGCAGACCAUUCUGAGAAAAACAAGAUGGAGCCCCGGAACCUGGCACUGGUCUUUGGCCCUACCCUUGUCAGGACAUCAGAGGACAACAUGACCGAUAUGGUCACACACAUGCCUGACCGCUACAAAAUUGUGGAGACUCUCAUACAGCAUUCAGACUGGUUUUUCAGUGAGAAGGAGGAUAAAGGCGAAACGACCCCUGUAGAUGAGCAGGAGGCCCAAUCAGUGCCGAAUAUCGAGUACCUUCUGCCCAACAUCAGGAGGACGACGGUGGCACCGGGGGACGCUUCAGAUUCGACCAAUGGUGGCUCAGCUAAAUCAAAGACUUCGUGGAGCUCACGGAAAGAGCACUGCCACAAGGAGAUGCUUGCCAUCUCCUUCAUCUCAGCCGUUGCCCACAAGAGGAAGAAGCGGAGAGAGGCCAAGCGUUUCGGGAGCAGCACUGACGACGAUUCGGAGCACGAGUCGGCAGCCAAGCCGUCCAUGCAGGGAGCUGAGGAGGAGGAGGCCAAGGAGGAGCUCAGAGAGGCCGAGAGACUACAGAGCAGCAGGGGCAGAUUUUCCAUCCCCGAUGCACAGAGCGCAGCAGAGUUCACUGCCAAAUUGGAAGCAGAGUCGGAAGAGAGGAAGGGGGCAGUGCCCCGCAGCAGUCCGGAUGCCCGCUCCAUCGUAUCAGGUUACUCCACCCUUUCCACCAUUGACCGCAGUGUGUGCUCUGAGGUGCAGUCAGUUACAGAGAGCCGUGGGGAUGAGGCAGACGAUGAGCGGAGUGAAUUCAGCCAUGUGGAGACAGACACCGAGAAUGGCUUUGGGCCAGGACAGGCUGGGAUGCUGGUACAGGGCAGGGUAGUGAUGGCGGGGGAAGGCGGGACUACUCCCCCUGACAAAGCGCCUCACAACCGGGCCUCCUUCAGCUCCCACCACCUCAUGCAGUGUGACACCUUGGCACGGCGGAAACUUUCCCGGCCCUGCCGCAACAGCGAGGGUUCCUCCAAGAGCAGCACUGAAGUCCCAAGCUCCAGUUCACCAGGCAGUCAAGAAUCUCUGCAGCCCAUGGAGGCCACGGAGAUCCAUGUCCGGCCUUCCCUCACAGAACAGCUGCGUCUCCGCCUGCGUGGCUCAACAGAUGACAUGCCAGUGGUGCACCUGCGCAAGCCACACCCGCCUGAAACACGGCGCAAGAAGAACAGCUGGAGGCGCCACACCGUGGUGGUGCCUGGUGGCCUCAAAGACCUCAAGUAUGAGUGGAGGGAACAGCAUGUAUUGGGGGUUCCUGGCGCCUGCCUGCUUGAUUCAUCAAGCAGAGAUCCCCUGAGGGACAACAAGGACUCUGGACUAAGCAGCCUGGAGUCGACAAAAGCUCGGCCUUCCUCGUCUACACUGGGAAAUGUGGCAGCUCCCGUUCAGCAGGGGGAUGGUGACCAACAGCACCGGAAGAGCAGCUCGGAGGGGCGCUCGGCUCCCCGGCGUACUGCUUCCUUGCGCUUCCACCAAUGUCUCUAGGUAGUUCCCUGUGGAAGCUGUUGCUGGAAGGCUGAGAAGGGUCUGGCCGUGCCAGGAGCCCUGACUCCAGCACGAGGAUGAAUGGGGCAACCAUGGAUACAGCCUUCCCCUGGAGCUCCCACUGGUGACCUCUGCCUGGACUUUUUUUAAUACCUCAAACUUCAGUGGAGGAAAAAGUCUCUUCACACCUCCCCUUGCUUUCUGGUGUCCUUCCCAUGGUAUUAAUUUAAUGGCACUCUUACUUUGUGACAUGUGACUUAUUUAUUCACCCUCCCCCAUCCCUCUUUCUUCCAGAGUGGAAGCUGACGUAGGUUCGGCAGGAACAGAGAGGCAGCUGGCAGGAAAGUUUUAUCUGAGUUUCGACACUGGGCAUUUGAGUGAUGACGUGAUUAACUCCCCCAUUUCCACUUUAAAUCCAUAAAUGGCUUUUGGGAAGAGAAGGGAAACAGAAGCCAGAAAUGUUCCAAGUUACCCAACAACGUCUCAUAAUUUCCAACUUUGCCUCUUUUCCACCAAACUACAUUGCCCCAUUAAUGUCCCUGCAUGCAGAGGGUUGCAGGUUCAAUCCUCAGCAUCUCCAGCUAAAAGGUUCUAGUAAUAGGUGAUAUGAAAGACAUCGAUCCCAAACCCUAGAGAGCUGCUGCCAGUUUGAGUAGACAAUACUGACCUCUAUAUACCAGUGGUCUGACUCCGUAUAAUUCAACUUCAUCUGUGCUUAACUGAAGCCCAAGUGAGAGGUGGGCUUGGAAUUCUGUUUGGAGCACCCAAUGAUUUUGUUAAAAACUUAAUUUGUCUUAGGUGCUGGACUAGAGGGAAGCUGAUUUGGUACAGAACCUCACCUCUUAGGAGAUGGGCUGGAUUUCAAACUAUCUGCUUCUUGCAUUAUUUGUCAGCUUAAAACAGUUUUGGGGAGCUGAUGUUUGCACUGUUGGGUUAAACUUGGGUGUACCUGUAAGUUUUAGCCUAAUGGAGCAAACAGUGGCUCUCCAGAUCUGUUUCAGGUUGGGAAAAAAGAAAAAAAAAUCACUGGGCGCUCCAAACAGGGAACUCAUCCAGUGUGGGUCUUGAGGAGAGACUGCUAGGGAAACUAGAGCAGGCAUGCUAUUGGAUUCACACUGGUGUGUUCAUAUGAUGAAACUCGGUUGCUGACCACUUGCACUGUGUUCGGCCUCAGAGCUCCCCUCUAUGGUGCUGCUGGUUUUCUCCCCCCACCCCCGCACCCCCGCCUUCUAAUAAUAUCCAAACUGCAGCCAGUGAUCUUAAUAUUGAGAGGUUCCAUAGAACACCCAGUGAUACACACUGACUUCCCCUAAGAUUAUUAGAAGGGGAAGCUUUUCAUUAGAUUCCUCACCUACCUUAUCUAAGCCUCUGCAAGGUUCCUCCACUGAUGGUGACCUCAGCUACCAUCCUCUUCAGUUUUAUGGCAUAUGUGCACAAGUCCCAUGGCAUGAUCUCUGCCAUGGGAUCUCUCCAACCCAAACCCACAAAACUGUAGCAAAUGCCCUCACCCAAGGCACAUGGCUUUUACCUGACUGUUCUAUUCCUGUUUGACUGAUAUCAUCCAUCCCUCCUCCCCUAAAAACCUCAGAGGCCUAUGUCACCUUAAAACCUAGCAGAUUUAUUGGCCCUAUUAUAAGAGCUUAUGUCACAAUAAACCUGUUAGUCUUUAGGAUGCCACAGGAUUCUUAGUGGUGUUUGCUGCAACAGAUUAAAACGUCUAUCCUUCCACAGUCCCAUAUUUCAUUCUGCUCUCUGUGAUGUUUUCUUCUUGGCAAACUCUUGUAUAAAAUCUGGGUGUGUUCCUUUGGUUUCACUCUUCCAGUCUACCUGGCCCACUUCAGAGUUGACUGAAGCCUUAACUAAAACACGUGCUCUCUCUCCCUCUGCUCCUUAAGGGCCUGCAGCCAUUUUGAAGCUCCACUUUCCAUUCAGCUGCUUGGAGGCAAAACUAUUUGUGACAGAACAGGCUCUCGGCUCCUGAUCUCAUAGUCUUUGUGCAAACCAUGGCUUAUGCAGUGGCUUUGGGAGGUGCACCGCAGACAUCCUCCAGUGCUCUGCAUUCCACUUCAGGUGUGUGAAAUUUGGAGUAGAGAAUAACAUGGUUAUGCAAAUUCUGCCCUUGUAAGCUCCCUGUAAGCUCCCUGCAACUUUUUUGGUGCUAAAAGUGAAUGUGUGACAAAACCAGUAAGGCCCAAGGAGUGUAAAUUUUCCCAUGGACUGCCCCACCUUUGCUCAACCCAUGAUGUAGAGACAAGUGAUUGGCACUUUGGGGUUUGUCUGGGUUGUAUGUGUUUGUGCGUGGGUGUUUGAUAGACAGCAGGCAAGCAUUUUUGAUUCCCUCUUGCUCCACGGCCCCAUGUAGACACAUUGUAAGAGCCUUUGCACUGAGAACCCCCCUCCCCCAAGAACUGUGUGCGCUCUUUGUCAGGAUUCUUUUUUUCCAGCAAUGCCGGCAACAACCAAAUCACACCACCUUGUGCUAUGCAGUUGUUCUCCAAAGUUCACACAUUUAGAAAAAGAAAUAUUUUGUUUGGUGGUUCAUGGUGCUACAGUUCGUUUUUAAACAGUGUCUUCCCCCUUCCUGGCUUCCUCAUUGUGCCAGACAGAAGGAAAUAAACCAAAAGGCCACUCGUUCGCAUGCCAGAGUAGAGUCUCCCUCAAUCUCCCACAUUUUUGAGAGAAAGGAAUCUAGCGAUGAGUUUCAGUUUCUGGACAUUAAAGCCCUCCCAUCAGCUGUCAUCUCUCUUUUUUCAAGACUCUCAUGUGCUCCUAGACACAGGCUAGAAAAACAGGAUUCUGCCCGAUCUGUAGCAUGUGAACACUGUUGUAGUGUGCAACACGGCAGAAUGACAGGGAAACUUUACUUUCAUAUUGGUAGUUCUCUGUCCAAAGCAAUUUUGCGUGAGCCUCAUCUCUGAUGGCAUCCUCAAGUACAUACGGCUUUUAUAUUGAGUUCAAAUGAAGGGCUUUGGCCUCCAUGCCCUGUCUGUUGGCCCUCAGGGGCAACAGGUUGCACACUGGAUGAGACAGGAAGCUGCACUAGAUGGAUCACUGGUCUGAUCCAGCAGGUUUCUUAUGCUCAUAUGACCCUAGAGCCCAAUUUCCAACCACUAGAAGGCCUGCUCCUCUCUAAAACCCACAAGAAACCAUCAUCCGACACUGCCCACAUGCUUUCAGGAGUCUUGGUGUGGGCUAGCUCAUACAUGCAUGUUCAUGGGUCAUUGACUACAGGAAGCUGUUGCAGCUAAAAAGCCACACAUAUUUCCCAGUGUUGAUCUGAGCACAGUGUUUACCAGGACAACUUGCAAGUCAACACAUGUUCAGAUGGGAACUCACAUGUACACAUGCUUGCUUGCGUGUGAUUAAAUCUACUCUGUAAAGAUAGUAAAAGUGCAAAUUCUGGGCCAAGUAACAUUCUUGCAGAUGUAAGCAUUAAUAUUUCAAUUCUGUUCUUUGCAACCUUUCCUUGAGAGGAUCCAGAAGAGGCAGAUGACUUGGCAAGCAUCACUAUUUUAAUUGCUUCUGAAAAGGUGCCGUGUUGAUAAAUACAAAAGAAAAGGAUUCUGCCAUGGAUUCUGCCACUUCCAUUGGGAAAAGGGCCCUGAAUAUUUGCCUUGUCAGGUUUUCCAUGCUUGAUAUCUUUUAAUGUUCAGAAACUGAUGACUCCAUAAUUUCAAGAGGGUUCAUCUGUUGUAGUAACAUUAAAAAGAAUUCAAGUGCCACAUCUAAAACUAAGGUUAUUCUAGCAGAAGCUUUCAUGACCUUAUGUAUUCAGAUGUUCUGUAGUCUUCAGAUGUAGGCUUCAAAGUUCAGAAAGCAGUGAGAUUCAGAAUGAUGUGCACAUGUGCACAUCAUCCACCUCUGGGGAUUGCUUAUUGUUACCAAAAACAGGUGCGGUCAGCACAGAGGGGACCAGCUGGAAUCUAAAAGCCGCUAAAAUGCCACUACGCCCUCCCCACCGAAUUCAACAGUUGACUGUUCCAAGGAGAUACCCAAAUUUUGUCCUAAAGGAGGCAGCACUCCUAUGUGGUGUGCCCAGGAGUGGCAGGUUUACAUUUGCAACCAGAAUCCUGUAGAAUCCAAAGUGUUAGUUUUUGUUGGAUGGUCUCUGAUUAAGAAAUUAUAGCUCCCUUUGAAAUAGCUGGGCAAAGGGUUUUUCCCCUAACCCAUCAACAUGUCCUGGUCAAGCAGCAGUUGUGAGAUGUUUGUCUCAGAAGCUAGGAAAUGCCAAGUGAAUAAAAAUAAUACCCUUUACAUAUAAAGUCAUGUGCAGAUUUAUCAAGUACCUUCUCUGUUACAUCUGCUCAAUGAAUAGUUCUAUGAUACUCAAAAGGUUACAGAGACCUAAACCUCGUCAGAUUUUCAGAACCUUUUCUGCCCUUUGAAGGGAAACUAACUCAUACAUUAAUGGAUUCCACAGGAUUUCAGCCUGUUACAAUUUUAUUAGGGCAAAAAGUGUUAGGAAACUGUUAACAUGAACGGGGGACAUAAGACAAGCAGAGUCUUCUGAGACUUUAAAAUGUCUGAAAAUGGUCUACAAUUUGUGUGACCAUCAAAUUGGCCGGAAACAAACCAACGGCCCGUUCUCUACACGGGAUGCAAAUUUUACAGCCAUUCCAUUGGGGCCUUGAACAGGAGUGGGUGGGGCGUGUCAAGGUGUGGAACGAAAACUGAACGAAACUAUUCUACUAUACAGUUAUGCAUUGUUCUGAUACUUUUAUGCAAAUAUUUUCUGUAAAAAUGUUCUUUUUCACUUUAUUUUGUAAAUAGAGUUUAAAUGUGUAACAUAUGAUAAGAGUUUAUAAGGGUUUUUUUAAAGGUUUUUUUUUUUUGCUCCUUUAAAAAACUAAAGUUAUGCAACAGUGUUGAUUUUUUUUAAAGAAAAGAAACUCUCCAGCCUGCAUGGUUUGUCUUUCCUCCCCUUCAGUCUGUUAUACAAUGUUUAAUAUGUAUACGGUCAGCCGAAGAAAGCCAGACUCUACUUUCAGAAUAGCCUCAGAAUUACAGUUCUAUAUAUAUUGGAAAUAAACUGGUUUACUCAGAGAA